Messenger RNA from Pomacea canaliculata, 6329 nucleotides. RefSeq names its product ABC transporter F family member 4-like. Gene Ontology annotation, cellular component: site of double-strand break; nucleus. Gene Ontology annotation, molecular function: 3'-5' exonuclease activity; protein binding; DNA-(apurinic or apyrimidinic site) endonuclease activity. Gene Ontology annotation, biological process: double-strand break repair. The record is from RefSeq and is a predicted model, not a curated record. Lineage: Eukaryota; Metazoa; Mollusca; Gastropoda; Architaenioglossa; Ampullariidae.
CUCUAUCGCUCUCUAAUUGAGGAGUAUAAAAUAGUAUACACUAUCUUUCCUUUUGUUGACUUCGGUCGCAUUGAUCAGGAUGUCUGGUAUCAAGCUUGUACCAGAAGGAGGAGGGGAGGCGAUUCCUGUGCCAGAUGAUUCCACAGUUAUUGGUCGUGGUGCAUUUCUCAAGGUGACAGACAAACGGGUAUCACGGAGCCAUGCAAAGCUGCAAAUUAUUGACGGAAAACUGUACUUGACCCCUGUAAACCACACCAACCCAUGUUUUCUUCGCCGUGGGAAAAGGGCGCAAGAAGUUUUACAGCGUGACAUACGACAGUGUUUAGAAAAUGGCGAUGUGUUUGGGCUGCUCCCAGACCAACUCUUUUACACAGUCACCUACUCUGAUGCACCUGUCAAUGGCGUUGAAAGAAAUGGAGAUGCAAAAGACAACAUCAAGAGCCAGCCCUUGAGUCCAAGUUCAGUUAAGAAUGGAGAAAAUGAUAAACAAAAUGAAUCUGUCAAACAUGAUGGCAUUAAGGAGGAGGAAGAAGAAUCAGAAUAUAAAGAGGAAAGCAAGGAACAGGUGCGGCCACAGAUUGUCAGUGUUGUGCGAGCAGACGGCAAAGAUAUGGCCCUUCCCUUGGAGAAGAAGCGCAUUCUGCCUGAGUGGAUGAUAAAGACAGCAAAGGCAGCACAACCACCCACCAACAAGACCAGCAAGAACACACAGGCAACCAAACCUCAACAUGCAGCUACAGCAAACCGCAGGCCGGCUAUGACAGAAUCAAGAAGACAGCAACAAGUGACUGAAGAAGAGGAAGAUGAAUUUGAAGAAGAAAGAUCCAUCAAAGCUAACAAGAGAAGAAAGCCUAACUCAGAUGAAGAUUAUGAAGAUGAAUCUGAAGAUGAAUCUCCAAGAAGGUCCCGUAAAAGAAGUCGGAAAUAUGUUUCAGACGAUGAUGAUGAUGAUGAUUAUGAAGAGGAGACACCUAAACGAAAGCGAGGAAAGAAGCGAAGGAAAGGUUCUUCAGAUGAUGAUGACGACUAUGAAUUGUCCAGAAGAGGCAAGCGAGCAGGAACACGAGCACAAAAACAUGAAGAUGAUGAUGAUGAACCGCGAGGAAAGCGGCCUCAGCGAGCAGCAAAACAGAAGCGGGGAAGUUAUGUGGAUGAUUUUAUGGUGGGAGAAGAUUUUGAUGACAGUGAUGAACCACCAGAAAAACCCGAUACUGACAGCGACUUUGAGGUUGAUGAAGAGGAUUCUGGAAGUGAUUGGGAGAGAGGUCGAGGGUCACAAAAGAAUAAGAGGCAAGCAAGUCGCACGCCAGUGAGAAGAGGGAGAAAGAGGAAAUCUAAGGUAGACUCUGAUGAGGAGGAGGAGGACUUUGAUAUGUCUGAUGAGGAGUACACACCCAGGCCAUCAAGGCGUAGAGGGGGAGGCACACCAGCCAAGAAGGCUGCUCAUAAACGUAAAGAGCGAGACUAUGAAACGAAGAGAGGAGAAGAGGAAGAAGAAAUGGAGGCAAGUCCCACACAAGGAAACAAGCCCAGAACACCAUGUUGGUAUGGCAACAAAUGUUACAGAAAAAACCCUUCACACUUCAAAGAGUUUUGUCACCCUGGUGAUGACAGCUAUGAAGAUGUCUCUGGGGAGGACAAUGGUGAUGAGAAACAGGAUGAAAAAAGGAAUAAACCCAGCUCUUUAAAGGGGGCUAAGCUUCAGCCAGCAGCAGAGGUGAAAGCGAAGAAGACAAAGAGGAAAAGCGAUGAUGAAGAGGAUGAUGAUGGCCUUCCCAACACAUAUGACUACAGGGACAGUUUUAUUGAUGAUGCCAGUCAGAGCAAGCGACAGACGCUUGGCAGUGUGGGUGCUGAUGAAGAGGAGGAUGUCAAGUGUUUGGUGAAGGAGGCAAAUUCUUUUAUUGCAAACAAAAAAAUGCAGCAGAAUGUUAGGGAUGGACUUUGACUGUCAUGAGGAAUGGCUUGGGCUGGUGUCUUUUUUAUAUUUCUAAUGUUUUGUGUGUGUGUGUACACCAAAUGAUCGUGCAACAACUUCAAAGUCCAAUAGGAUGGUAGCUGAACUGGGCUGGCACUGGCAGAAGUGUGCCAAACUGUCAUAGUGGUAAAAUUCUGUGCUGUUCUUGAUGAUGUUACUAUCCUGAAACUCAAACUGAAAGUGUUGUUAGUUUGAAUUCUUGUUCAUACUAGGUUACUGAAUUGGUGCUACAGAAAGCGGCCUUGACCUUUGUUUCAAGGUGAUCUUUGAAGUGGAGGCAAGGUGUCAUUUCAUGAAUCAUGUAAAACACUAGGACCUUUCAGGAUUGAAAAUGAUUCUAACCUGGCCUUGCAGCACUUGUAUGUCCAAUGAACCAGAGCAUUAUAUGUUCUGGCCAUAGCAUCUGUCAUGUGAGAUGAAUCUGACAGGCUCUUUUCAAAACUGGCAUGAAUAUUAUUUGAUACAAAUAUUUACAUAACCAUUGCAUGUACUGGACUUCAUGUAGAACACUAUGAAAUGCUAGUAAAGGACUAAGAUGUUUGUGCACCAGCAGCUAUGGUGCUGUGAGAGAGUAAUGUAGAUAACGAAAGGAGAGAUGAGAGAAAUACAUUUCGAUGAUGGUAAUAGGAUCACAUAGACCUGCGUUUCUCAACUUUUACUUGUGAUGCUUUCCAAGACGAAAAAAAAAAAGUACAUCCAUUCAUCCCUCUUAUCCAGCUAAUUUCACUAAUACGGAUAUGAGAUAUGAGAAACUUAAAAAAAAGUGAUUGCCUUCAUGCCCCCCUUCUCAGCACCAUGGCAGGGGCACAGCUCACAGGUUGAGAACCGUGGACAUAGACCAACUUCCAGCACAAAAGCUGACACUCAGGACAAAGUCUGCAUUGAUGACUGCAUGAGGUAACUGCAUCCAUUUUUAUCAUCCCUUUCUGUCCCCAGAAAAUGUCUGCUUUUGAUAAUAUGUUUCUUUCCAAAAUUCUUCAUAAGUUAUAUGCUUAAAUGAGUCAAGAUGAGUUGCAAUCUUGGUAAUGGUCAACCUAAUGUCCUGAGUGAGUUAACUGUCAUAAGCAAAACUAAAUUGCUUAACUUGGCUUGCUCUUGAAUUUGUAGUUAAAUUUGACCAAGUCAAACCCAUGAGCUGGUAUUGGAUCCCAUGCCUUAUAACUAUCGUUACAGUAGUUUGGGAUUUGGGAGGAUGGAAAAAAAGUAAAAGAUAAUUUUCUACACUGACAUGGAGGGCACAUGAAUAGUAUGAAACACAUGUGUAAAGACUGCGGUUAUGUGCCCAAUUCCAAGGUUAGUUUUUAAAUAAAGUGAUAUCCAUUUCCUCUCACUUGUGAAUGUGAGGUGUAGUGAGAAUACCUGGAUACACAGGGUCACUUUCUACACUAAGAGUUGUCAUGGCAGUACCCUCUUUUAGGUUGUUUCCAAGAGUAGGACUUGCUGCUGACUGAGUGCUCUCAGCAAAUGACAGAAUUGCUAUAGCAGUAGAACAUAGUCACUGCAAGCUGGCUGGCACACAAGUUGGUUGUCUGAAGGCUGACACAUAAAUUGCAAGCAGGGACAGAGAAGUGUGUGGUAGUCAGGCCUGUUCUUAGCCCCCACGGGGCCUGAGGCAUAGGGUAUGUGCGGGGCCCUUGAUGCCACGGUUUUAAUCAAAAGUGCAGGUCUCCUGACGACUAUGUAAAGCGUGGGGGCCUAAUGCGGGGCCUGAGGCAGAUGCCUCGUCUGCCUGUUCCUAAUCACAGCGCUGUUGGUAGUUGCUGCAGUUUGAAAAAGUUUAAAAUGUUCGAAGGUCAUGUAGGAAAUGAUUGUGAGAUUAGACACAUUGAAUGUCAAUUACAAGUAUAGAGCAAAGUUUAAAAAAAAAAUCUAAAACGCUUCUUAUAGGUGAACAGGACACAUUGAAGCCUUGUAUUUCAAAAUAUAAAAGAUGUCUUAAAUUUUGGAAUAUGAAAAAAACGGUGGUUCUAGAGAGAUCUGCUGUUCCUUAAAAUACUUUUUACAUUGCAUUUUAUCUGGUUCUGUACACAUUUACUAGUAGUUUCUGAAAAUUAACAUGCUUUGUGAAAAAUGUUUUAUGAAAUCAUGAAAGCGUAAAAUUAUGCUGGUGUGUGUUCCUGCACCAGAUUGUGGAAACAUUUUGUGUGCACCCAACACACGAAAGUGAGUUGUUAAAGACUGGCGUUGUUUAUAGUGUUUUUAAAUGUUUCAUUAUAUUUGUAAUGUGACAUUCUGUUAUGACUCUAUCCUAGUAGGGCUGCAAUGUUUAUGCAUGAGGAGGCAGGGUUGAACCAGUGCUCAGCCUGUCCUGUUUCAAAAUCCAAGGAACUUUGUAGUUCCCUCCUCAUUCAGCUAACAACCAGCCUUACUGCCACAUUUGAUGCUAAUCAAUAAUGCUGCCCUUUGUUCUUGACAGUGACCUUGCUUGGAGAUUUCACAGGCUGAAUGUUGUCAGCUUUUUUCUGUGGCCUCCAGUACACAGUGUAAAUAACGCUUUUUGACUUUUUUGUUAGAGCAGUGCUUCAAUUGGUUUUUAUAGGUAAGCUGCAUACUUAGAGAAGAGAUGGUGGGUGUAGAUGUCAGCUCUUGUACAUCAUACCAACACACAGUUUUUUAGUUUCCUAUGUUUGUGGGUGAAAGCAAAACCAACCAAGCAACCAGAACCUAACUUUUGUUUUAAAGUUCAUGGUGAAUGAGACCAUGUAAUUGUGCACAUUUGUAAAAAGUGAAAACAAGUGGAGAAGCUGGGUGAAGACUGCACAGUGUUUGCUACUGCUAUUUGUGUCAUUUGGAUUCUAUGCAUCUCGGCUUUCUUCACUGCACCAAGGAAUCCUUUGGAAGAAAAGAGAAUGUGCCUGGUGCAAGACAGUGCUCAAGUGAUCACGACUGGUUUCAGGGAUUGGAUCAGGUAGUUGUUAAGCAAGCAGUCCUGCACUAGAUUUUAGAUUAUUCUUUACUUAUCAGUUGCCAGUAAACACGAAGAAACAUCUUUAUACUCAACCUUGCAUUUACAGAUUACAGCCAAAACAAUGCAAGAGAAGUUUGCUCAGAGAAGAUUGUAAGUCAUUCAGAGAUGUGAAAGGAAGAUGCAUGCAGAGAAACAUGCAUGCUUAAGCUUUUGCAGGGAAAUUAAAAUUCACAUCAACAGAGCUAACUCUGAAAUUUCAGUAAAAAGUCCAUGCAGUUGUGUGGCAAGCGGUCUAUCAGCAGCUUCAAGUGAAAGAGCAAAGGACAGCCUGUAUAGUAGGAGGUAAUCUGGACCUAAAUGUUUUAAAGAAGUAGCUCUGUGACUAGUUCAAAAUCACUUUUGCUGUUAAGAUGAUGUUUAAUUUGGUAGAAGAGCCCACAUGGAUUGAUCUGAAUUGUAAUUAGUAUCACUGAAGGUGAACAGUAUAUACUGGUGCUGCAUGGCCCCAUCAGCGACCCUAGUUUUGUAAUGUUGCAGAAAAUACGGGAGGGUCACCUUUUUUUUUUUUAAACCCAGGUGAAAAGUACGAUGUUCAAAGACUUGUAUCUUAUGAACACAUACAGGAGUUGGUAUCUUUAUAUGAACUAUGAAAAUAAUUUUCCACUUGGGUGGACAUUUGAAUUGUGUGGCAGUAUCCUUAAUGUUUGGUGUUACGAACAUUGCCAAGAGGCUGGACAUAUUGGAAUAUUCUAGGCAGCUUAAGUCUUCUUGGAUGUCAUGUGGGAAGGGCUCUUCAGACACACAACAUUGAACAGAAAUUAUUUUCGCUUUGUGGAAAAUCCCAGAAUGACUUUCCCUGCGCUCUAAGAUUAGCUACACCCUCUCAGCCAUGAAAAUGCUGUUGAAGCAUUGUACUAUGUGAACUUGUCCAGUAGCAUGUGUGCACAAGGCUGAACUGUUGGAGUAGACACUAUUGUAACUGUGUUUGGCAGCUAUACAUCGCAGACCUAAAAACAAACUUUUCUAUUGUAGUCUUCUGUUCUCGUACAGUUGAAGGACUCUACUUGAAAAAAAAAGAUUUCCUUUUGUCAUUAAAUUACCACAAAAAUUGUAGCUGAUUGUUUUUAGUUUUAACGACUAUGCAGCAUCAGCAUUUUCCAGACACUACUAGAAAAGCUUUACGCAGCCCUGGGUCUCUUGCUUUGUGUGAUGAAACAAGUAGAAGUCAGUCAGGUCAAGGAUGCAAUGAAAGCCGUGGGUACCUGCUGCUUAGCUUACACAUUCACUACUUGCACAAUCUUGCUGUCUCUUCUUAGUUCAUGGGAGUAAGAUUAGAAUGUGUCGUGGAAAUAAACUGUCAAAUGCAGAAGCAUUAUUAGUUGGACCAUUUUUGUAUGGUUAUUACAUAAAAAUACAUGUCAAUAAACUGAUGUAUCCCUUUAA